AUGGCGAGCAGAGACGACGACUACAACCAGGGGACCGGUUCUGCCGACCCGGAGCAGCUAUACUCAAAAGAGUACUGCAUUGGAGGGGGCAGUUUCGGCAAGGUCUACAAAGGCGUCGACAAGCGGACUGGCCAGGCCGUCGCAAUCAAGAUUAUCGAUAUUGAAAGCGCCGAGGACGAGGUCGAGGACAUUAUCCAAGAGAUUGCCAUUCUGUCCGAGCUCCAAUCCCCCUAUGUCACCAAAUACUACGGCUCCUAUGCCAAAGGCGCCGAGCUGUGGAUCGUCAUGGAGUUCUGCUCCGGUGGCAGCUGUGCCGAUCUCAUGAAGCCCGGUCUCAUUGGCGAAGACUACAUUGCCAUCAUUGUGCGCGAGCUGCUGCUCGGCCUGGACUACCUCCAUGCCGACAAGAAGCUCCACCGCGAUAUCAAGGCCGCCAACGUCCUGCUCGGCUCCAACGGCCAGGUCAAACUGGCCGACUUUGGUGUUUCUGGCCAGCUGUCCGCCACCAUGACCAAGAAGAACACAUUUGUCGGCACGCCGUUUUGGAUGGCCCCCGAGGUCAUCAAGCAGUCCGGCUACGACCACAAGGCCGACAUUUGGUCCCUUGGCAUCACCGCCCUUGAGCUGGCCAACGGCGAGCCGCCCUACGCCGACAUCCAUCCCAUGAAGGUGCUCUUUCUCAUCCCCAAAAACCCACCGCCACGCCUUGAAGGCAACUUCACCAAGGCAUUCAAGGACUUUAUCGAGGUCUGCCUGCGCCGCGACCCCAAAGAACGGCCGACCGCCCGCGACCUGCUCCGCCACCCCUUCAUCCGUCGCGCCAAGAAGACAAGCUACCUAACGGAGCUCAUCGAGCGCCACAGCCGAUGGAGUGCCACGCAUAAGGGCAGUGGGGACGAAGACGACUACGACGACGACGAUGGCGGCCACACGCAUACGCAGCAAGGGCAGGGGCAUGGCGGUGUUGCUGCUGACCGUGAGCCUGUCAACGAGGACAUGUGGGACUUUGGCACCGUUCGCUUGGUUGGUGGCGGCGGCGGACCGCCUGGGUAUGCUCAGCCACAUCCGGGUUUCCGUCCCGGCCUCAAUGCCAUGGAUGAGGCUGCCACAAACGCCCGUUCGUCGCGGUCCAGUGCAUCCUCAGACGACUACGGCGAAACGCGGCGGGAAACCAGCCGCAGUCCGACCAAGGCCACCUUUGACCGCGAACGCGACACCCUCAAAGCCGCAACAGCAGCAUCUGCCUCGGCAACGUCUGGGACGGCGCGGCAACCACAUCUACCCGAAACACCACGAGCGGCUGCCAGCAGCAACAGCAACGGAGACCUGCGUCCCAUGGCAGAGAACGUGUCUCCCGUGCAGCCAUCGCCCGACUACGACCGCGUACUGUCGGACCAGCUGCAGCGCGAUAUGGGCGGCAUGAAUCUCGCCUCCGCCAUCAACUCACCAUCACGGCAGCCCUCGGCAUCGUUUGACCCGUUCCAACAGCCACCAAAUCGGCAGAACGAGCGGCAUUCCCUAGUCUCCAAGAGCUCACAGCAACACCUGGAGCCAAGCUCUCUGGCACCAGCAAUUCCAUCGCUGGCCGGGUCUUCGUCGUCCCGUCCUCAGUCUCGUGUUGGUCCCAUGCAGCUGCCUGAGAUCCCUCCUUUCCGCGGCGGCGCAGCGGCGCAGGCAAGUACCGAGGUACGGCCACUGGUACAACAGCCAUUGCAGCCAAAAGCCGUCCUACAACCACCGCCAGGGCUACCCGUGCCGCAGCUGAAUGCACAGAUCUCAAACAACCAACCCGCAUGGCCUCAACAGCAGCAGCAGCAGCAGCAGCAGCAGCAACACCAGCUUCGGUCCAAUGCGGUGCCAUCUCAGAAUCAGCUACUUGCCCUGCCUGAGCCGACAGGCACGCCCGUCUCGUUUCCCUCGCCGGCCCCGGCCAACCCCAAUGGUGACCUUGAUGCGCUUAACGACGUCAUCUUCCCUGCCCUCGAGGAAGCCCUCAAGCGGAGGCAGAUCCGCGUGCAGAAACUGGCCCGUGCCGCUACGACAACCGCGACGACUGCAGCUGGUGUUGAGCUACAACAGCAGCAGCGAGCCCAGGUGGCCCAGGCUGAAUUAGCUCACGACAAGAUCCGCCGGCUGGUGUACAAGCUUGCCCAUGUCUGCAAGGAGAUUGACCACUUUGACAAGGCUGAGCCUGUCGGUAUGGGCAAGGACGUGGGCACGUUCCUCGAAGGUCUUCUUGAGGAGAUUCUCGUGCGUGUCGAGCCUCUCGACGAAGAGGCCGUGUAG
Sporothrix brasiliensis 5110 is the source of this 2286-nucleotide messenger RNA. RefSeq names its product Protein kinase domain containing protein. Gene Ontology annotation, biological process: protein phosphorylation. Lineage: Eukaryota; Fungi; Ascomycota; Sordariomycetes; Ophiostomatales; Ophiostomataceae. Bases 1 to 2286 code for a protein of 761 amino acids. The transcript has 3 exons. The record is from RefSeq and is a predicted model, not a curated record. Gene Ontology annotation, molecular function: protein kinase activity; ATP binding.